Phycodurus eques (leafy seadragon) is the source of this 3552-nucleotide messenger RNA. It is a transcript of the gene kcnh3, whose product is annotated as potassium voltage-gated channel, subfamily H (eag-related), member 3. NCBI's taxonomy places the organism in Eukaryota, Metazoa, Chordata, Actinopteri, Syngnathiformes, Syngnathidae. Gene Ontology annotation, molecular function: voltage-gated potassium channel activity. The transcript is spliced from 15 exons. Gene Ontology annotation, cellular component: membrane. Bases 1 to 3552 code for a protein of 1183 amino acids. Gene Ontology annotation, biological process: potassium ion transmembrane transport; regulation of membrane potential. The record is from RefSeq and is a predicted model, not a curated record.
AUGCCGGUGAUGAGAGGGCUGCUGGCCCCGCAGAACACCUUCCUGGACACCAUCGCCACAAGAUUCGAUGGCACCCACAGCAACUUUGUGCUGGGCAAUGCACAAGUGCAGUCGCUCUACCCCAUCGUGUACUGCUCGGAUGGCUUCUGCGAGCUCACGGGCUACGCUCGUGCUGAGCUCAUGCAAAAGAGCUGCGCCUGCCACUUCUUGUACGGCCCCGAGACCAGCGACCGCUUCACGGCGCAGAUCCAAGGAGCCCUGGACGAGCGGCGUGAGUUCAAGACCGAACUGGUGUUUUACAAGAAAGAAGGUACACAGUUCUGGUGUCUUCUGGACAUCGUGCCCAUCAAGAACGAGAAGGGCGAGGUGGUCCUCUUCCUGGUGUCCCAUAAAGACAUCACUGACAAGAAGAAGGACCAAGAUCCGGAACAAGGACCUGACACAGAUGAGGAGACGGGUCUGGAGGUGCAUCAGGUGACCCGCCCCCCCGGCUUCAACGCCAACCGCCGCCGCAGCCGGGCCGUCCUCUAUCACCUUUCGGGGCACCUGCAGAAGCAAGACAAGAGCAAACUCAAGCUCAACAAUAACAUGUUCGGGGAAAAACCUCCGAUACCAGAGUAUAAGGUAGCGGCCAUCCAGAAGUCCCGCUUCAUACUGCUCCAUUACGGCACCUUCAAAGCCGGCUGGGACUGGCUGAUCCUGCUGGCCACCUUCUACGUGGCAGUCACUGUGCCCUAUAAUGUAUGCUUCACUGUGGUGGGUGGGCGAGACGAAGGCAGCGCCCCCAGAAGCCCUCCAAGUGUCAGCGACAUCCUGGUGGAGAUCUUGUUCAUGCUCGACAUCGUGUUGAACUUUCGCACGACCUUUGUGAGCACGUCAGGUCAGGUGGUGUACGAUGCCCGCUCCAUCUGCAUUCACUACGUCACCACCUGGCUCUUUGUGGAUCUCAUCGCUGCACUACCAUUUGACCUCCUCUACGCCUUCAACGUCAGUGUGUACUUUGGAGUACACCUGUUGAAGACAGUGCGUCUGCUACGCCUGCUGCGGCUGCUGCAGAAGUUGGAGCGUUACUCACAGUACAGCGCUGUGGUCCUCACCCUGCUCAUGUCCAUGUUCGCUCUGCUGGCCCACUGGAUGGCCUGCGUAUGGUACUUUAUCGGACGCAGGGAGAUCGAGAGUCCUGGAUCCUGGGACAUCGGUUGGCUGCAUGAGUUGGCCAAGCGUUUGGGGACACCUUACUUCCUGUCGCCUCUAGCCGCGCUCUUCCCCACGUCGUCUGGCAUCCUCCCGGCCAACAGUAGCCAGUGGAACGUAUCGGGCUCAGAGCUGGCGGGUCAAGGCCGCUGGAACUCCAGCCAGAACGGAGGGAACACGUCAGCUGGCGAGGGCUCAUCUGCGGGAGGUUUGGGAGUUCUGGGCGGGGGCCCGUCCAUGCGUAGCAGCUACGUGACAUCGCUCUACUUCGCCCUGAGCAGCCUGACCAGCGUGGGCUUCGGAAACGUAUCGGCCAACACGGACUCAGAGAAGAUCUUCUCUAUCUGCACCAUGCUAAUUGGCGCGCUGAUGCAUGCCGUGGUGUUUGGCAAUGUGACCGCCAUCAUCCAGAGGAUGUACUCGCGCCGCUCACUCUACCACACGCGCACCAAGGACCUGAAGGACUUCAUCAGGGUGCAUCGUUUGCCCAAAGCCUUAGAGCAACGCAUGCUGGAGUGUUUCCAGACAACCUGGUCGGUCAACAACGGCAUCGACGUCAGUGAGCUCCUGAAGGACUUCCCUGAUGAGCUACGGGCUGACAUUGCCAUGCACCUGAACAAGGAGCUGCUCCAGCUCCCGCUCUUCGAGUCGGCCAGCAGGGGAUGCCUGCGCUCGCUCUCACUCAUCAUCAAGACAUCAUUCUGCGCGCCCGGCGAGUUCCUCAUCCGGCAAGGUGACGCCCUGCAGGCGAUCUACUUUGUGUGUUCGGGUUCCAUGGAGGUCCUGAAAGACAACACCGUGCUCGCCAUACUGGGUAAAGGAGAUCUGAUCGGCUCCGACUCGCUGACAAAGGAGCAAGUGAUCAAGACCAACGCCAACGUCAAGGCGCUGACCUACUGCGACCUGCAGUACAUCAGCCUGAAAGGCCUCCGAGAGGUGUUGCGACUGUACCCGGAGUACGCUCAGAAGUUCAUCAGCGAGAUCCAACAUGACCUCACCUACAACCUGCGUGAGGGCCAUGGCUCAGAUGCCGACUGGGAGAGUAACGGCGGCCUGGUGAAGAAGCUGCCCUCCAUCCGGGAGGACGAGGAAGGGAACGACGAGGAGCAGAACUUGGUAUCCCGCGCGCCCCGCUCGCCUCUGCGCCUCAGCCGGGGGCUCAACUCGCCACUGCGCUCCCCUCUGCUGCCCCCCAGGCCCUUCCGCGCCCCCGCCGAGCAGUCCCGUCCCGUCACCUUACAGAUACCCGUGGUCAGCUUUGCAAGCGCGCCCGCCGAGCUCAGCCCCAGGUUUGUGGACGGCAUUGAAGCGGAGAACAAUUCCAUGUCAUCCCAGAGGUUUGAGUUCUGUCCCAGCAUGUCACCUGCAGCCACGCCCUCCCCAUAUCCAGGCAGUCGGGAGUCUUCCGAGAUCAAGCAGAGUGUGUACAAGUUGACAGAGGAGAUGAACAGCCUCUCCAGACAGGUGUCCAAGCUCAGCCAGGAGCUUCAGGAAUUGACACACCUGCUCAAGCCCCUCCUCUAUAGAGGGCCGCAGCCACAGCCACUCUUGGUGGCCGCCGUGCCAAAUUUGACCCCACCUCCCAGCAGCAGCGCCAGCCGGCUGUCGGCGAGCGCUGGCCCGACGGUGCCCGCUCCAGUCACGCCGUGCUCCCUCCUGAGACCGGACACUCAUUCCCUGUUGGAUGGCGGGGACGUGGAGGGUGUUGACCUGCCGCAAUGCCUUCUCCCGACUUCUCAUUCACCACAAAGGCCUAAUCCCUCACUGCCCCCAUGCAACAAUCUCCCCUUGCCAAAGGAAGGACUUUUUGAGGGGUCCCCGAUCUUGGCCCCCUCUGGUAUAUUUAUGUCCUCGCUGCAGGAUCGUCCCCCGCUGGCGUCUGGCACUCCGUCACCAUCACUCUCCUUCUCCAUGUCCCUCUCCUCCUCUUCAUCCCUCUCCUCCUGCCACCCGUCCCGACAGGCCAGUUGUGUCAGUCGAGGAAGCCUGCUCCCCCCGCCUCCCUCCCAGGACACACCUCCCCCGCCGUGGCCCCCACACUGCUCCGCGCCGGCGUCUCUUGCAUCCUCCCCAGGGGACCGCUGUUUGAGACUAUCCCCGUCCAUCCCGCUGGCGUCCCUCGUCGUUGACGCUGGGCCCUCCCUCAUCUCCCUGCCUUCAUCUCUGGACUCACAGAGCAGAAAGCCCAGAGAACGCUACCUCGCUCGGGCUUCUAACUCGCACCUUUGCCGACAGACCGGGCCGGGCGACGGUGCCCUCCAGGAGAUGGAGAUGCAGGAACGGCAGGCCAAGGCGGGAGAGGAGAGGGCCUCCUCGGAGCACAUCAGUUUCAUCGAUGACGAUGAGCCAGCGGUAUGA